This is a messenger RNA of Hyposmocoma kahamanoa, 2804 nucleotides long. It is a transcript of the gene hpo, whose product is annotated as serine/threonine-protein kinase 3. Gene Ontology annotation, biological process: regulation of MAPK cascade; protein phosphorylation; protein tetramerization. Gene Ontology annotation, molecular function: ATP binding; protein serine/threonine kinase activity. Gene Ontology annotation, cellular component: cytoplasm. The coding region runs from base 208 to 1800 and encodes 530 amino acids. The transcript is spliced from 11 exons. The record is from RefSeq and is a predicted model, not a curated record. NCBI's taxonomy places the organism in Eukaryota, Metazoa, Arthropoda, Insecta, Lepidoptera, Cosmopterigidae.
AAUAGUGGAAUAACGUCUCAUUAUCGCCUCUCUGCAUGUUGCUUCAAUCGUGACUGGAUUGUAAGUAAAUAGUACGAUAGUGAACUCGUUACCGUGAAAUAUAGAGCCAUCUGUGGGAGUCACUUGUUGCAGUAGCAUCAUACAAACACUUGUUGCUUUGUCGCAAGCAUUUGACACCACGGCUCACGUUAAUAAUGCGAUUCCCCAAUGGAUGGUGAUGGAAGAUUGGUGUUCUGGAAAGGCGGGGUAUGGGAGGGAGAUGCGCCCACACUCAACUGUAACACCUGUAAGAAACGAAGAGCAGACAGAAUGAAUGCUAGUGAGCGUCCCCCAGGUGAACUAAAGAAGCUUUCAGAGGAGAGCUUGACGCUGCAGCCGGAGGAGGUGUUCGAUAUCAUCUGCAAGCUUGGAGAAGGUUCCUAUGGCAGCGUUUAUAAGGCACUACACAAAGAGAGCGGGCAGGUGCUGGCGAUUAAGCAGGUACCGGUAGACACAGACCUACAGGAGAUCAUCAAGGAGAUCUCCAUCAUGCAGCAGUGUGACAGCCCCUACGUCGUCAAGUAUUACGGGAGCUACUUUAAGAAUACAGACCUCUGGAUCGUUAUGGAAUAUUGCGGCGCAGGAUCAGUAUCAGAUAUAAUGCGGCUAAGGAAAAAGACACUCUCUGAAGAUGAGAUAGCGACCAUAUUAUGUGAUACAUUGAAAGGGCUAGAGUAUCUUCACAGGCUCCGGAAAAUACACAGGGAUAUCAAAGCGGGGAACAUAUUGCUCAACACGGAAGGUCACGCAAAGUUGGCUGAUUUUGGUGUAGCUGGACAGUUAACGGACACAAUGGCGAAAAGGAACACAGUAAUAGGAACGCCGUUCUGGAUGGCGCCGGAGGUGAUCCAGGAGAUCGGCUACGACUGCGUAGCGGACAUCUGGUCACUCGGCAUCACGGCACUCGAGAUGGCCGAGGGAAAACCGCCCUACGGUGAUAUUCAUCCCAUGAGGGCCAUUUUUAUGAUCCCAACUAAGCCACCGCCUUCGUUUAGGGAACCAGAUCAAUGGUCACCAGAGUUCAUAGACUUCGUAAGCCAAUGCCUAAUCAAAAUACCUGAGGAGAGAGCGACAGCAGAGUUUUUAUUAACACACGAGUUUAUAGGUAAUGCAAAACAUCCGAGUAUAUUAAGCACAAUGAUCGCCGAGGCGAGGGAGAUCCGGGAGAGCCGAGCGUACCGCAACGCUCAGCAGAACUGCAACAACGCCAAGACCUUUGCGGCGGGCGACGGCUACGACGAGGCCACGAUGAAGAAGUGCGACGACGGCACGCUGGUGCCGCAGCGCGACGGCACGGCCGAGCUGGCCGCCGACCUCGGCACCAUGGUCAUCAACGAGCCCGACGGGGACCUGGCCACCAUGAAGCGUCAUGAUACAGAUCCAAUGGACACAAACAGGCCGAAGUAUAGGCCGUUAUUCCUGGAGCAUUUCGAGAAGAAGGAGGUGAACCAUCUCAAUAUCGGUGCUAGCAACGGAACACUUACCAGCAAUAUUCGCCUGCCCACAGACGACAAUGUUCGAGAGGAGAGCGAAGCAGAGCCCGGUUCGAACCCCGCGCUGGGCCUGCAGAGGGCGUUCGUGGAGGAGGGCAACUUCGAAUUCCUGCGCGGGCUGCCGGCGGGCGAGCUGGAGGCGCGCGUGGCGCGCCUGGACGCCGAGAUGGAGGCCGAGAUCGACGAGCUGCGCGCGCGCUACGCCAAGAAGCGCCAGCCCAUCCUCGACGCCAUGCACCUCAAGCGCACGCGCCAGCAGAACUUCUAGCGCCGCCAAGGCGCCAGCAGCACCGGAACACGCGCUAAGGUCCGUGCUACAACUCGUUUCUUGUUUUCGGCGAGAAGCCGAUGUUUCUUACGCUGGACUUCGAUUCGUUGCAAUUGUAUAACGCUCUUGGCUAUCAUUUAUUAAUAUGUCAACAUUUUGACAGCUGGCAAGUAAUGCCUAUGACAACGGUUUAUUAGUACCGACCUUAGUGUGUUGUCGAUUAACAGCGAAAAUAUUUUUUUGUUUCAUGUGAUAUUCUUUUUCCGUUCACCAAUUCAAAACCUUCAAUUAUCGCAGGAUAGUGCUUUAGCUUGUUCUAAGUUUUCAUAAGUCGUCACGUGACAAUACUUGAACAAAAGCAGUGCUACAAAAUAAUAAUUAUGCAUUUAAACUUUUGCUAUAGAAUAGGGUUACCAUAAAAAUUUACUUCAAUUUAUACAUUUCAGCUUGUACAAAAUUGAGGAAACCCGCUAAAUUAUGACAAUAUGUAGAUAAACCAUAGAGUUGUAGUUAGCUGAGCGUAAUGUAAUUUUUACAUUGUUUAAUUUAUUAUUUCAUCGAUCAAACUGAUUUUGUUAUUUUACCUAAUUCGAUUUAAAAAUUUCACGUUCUAUAUUCUGACAUAAAUAAGUCAUUAAAUUGUAAGUUACAUUCAUUUCAAAUUAAACGGACGUUUGGGCUAGUGACAGUUUUGUUGAGUAUCGUAAAAAUAAUUUAUAAAAAUUUGGCGAUCGUGGCCAACGCGAAGUUUGGUCUGUCUUUUUUGAAGAUAGAGUAAAAUGACAGUUCAUUGCGGUUCAAAUCGACUGAAUGUUGAAUACGCUUAUGCAAUAAAUAGACGAAUUUGUUUCAUUUCAAUCAUCAUCAGCUCAUUGUUUCUUCAACUGCUGGCCACAGGUUCUAUAAAUCUUUGUAAGUUCAUACAUACAUAUGUAUACUACAUUUGGAACUACAUCUAUUAAAAAUACAAAGUGCAGGCAUAUUGAGUUCUUAGGUUUUCGCGA